AUGGCAACGACGAGUUCAUCACCAUAUGAUAUUCUUGAAGAAAAAAAGACUGCUAAUGAUUAUUCACUACGUGUAGCUUAUCGAAGAAAGAUUCUUGAGUACAAAGAAGAUCGUCUUAGAAGCCCUAGAACUCGUAAAAUUACGGCUGAAAAUUUUCGACUUAUUUGUCGUGCCUAUGAAACAGUAUCUGACUAUGAUAAACGUGAUACUUAUCUUAAAAGUGAUAAAUGGACAUCAAAUAUUCCAGUAUCGAAAUAUACAAUACAACAACUCGCUGCUGAACCUGAACUUUUUCAAGAAUUAAAAAACAGUUUACAAAAGGCUACAUUAAAGGAAAUUAAUUCCAAAGAUUCAAACACACGACAGACACCACUCUAUUGUGCGGCACGUGUUGGCAAUCCAGAAGCUGUCAAAUAUUUAACAGAACAAGGAGCUGAGCCCGACAUAGCACAAAGAACAGGAAGUUCAGCUUUGCAUGCUGGCUCUUUUUUUGGUCAUGCGGAUAUCGUGCGUUGUUUACUAGAAUGCGGAGCAAAUUAUACCAUUGAAAAUAGUUCCAACAAUACAGCAGAAAAAGAAGCUUAUGAUGAUGCUGUUAAAAAUACUUUUACCGAUUUGAAAAUGACACCUUUUGUACAAAUGGCUGCACAUCAACUUGACUGGUUAAAGACUAAUUUUGAUGAUACUAAAUAUCAUAUUGAUAAACAAUAUUAUGCACUACGACAAACGUUACUUCAUUGUGCUAGUAAGAAAGGAUAUCUUGAUUGUGUUAGUUGGUUAAUCGAAGAACGUUCAGCCAAUCUCGAUAUUGUUGAUGUUAAUUUAAAUUCAGCUUUACAUCUAGCUGCUUAUGGUGGACAUGAUUCUGUAGUAGAAUAUCUUCUCAAUCGGGGUGCUAAUCCACUUUUGCUAAAUAAAUGGUGUACAACAGCUGAAGAUGAAGGCUCUUUUCAUGGAGACAAAAUAACUAAAUUAUUUGAAUCGAUGCGUACAAAAGAUAUGUUUAAAAUGGCUGCCAACGGUAUCAACUGGUGGUUUAAGUAUUAUUUUGAGAAAAGAUCGCCAGAUGCAGUCAAUCAAGAUGGUACAAGUUUACUGUACGUUGCUUGUCGUUGUGGUCGAACAUCCGUUGUUGAAUGGCUCUUAGAUAAAAACGCUAAUCCUAAUGUGAAACUUGCAACAGAAUCAGGCAGUACACCAUUACAUAGUGCCGUCUAUUAUGGACAUAUCGCAGUAGUUGAUUUAUUAUUAUCACAUGGUGCUGACAUACAUAUAGAAAAUAAUUUUCAUACAUUGGCUUUUAAUGAUGCACAAAAUGAUGAUAUGAGACAGCACUUAGAAAAAUAUCGAGCUAAUUUGAAGGAUAAAAAACUCAUUGAUGUACACUUAUAUAGCGAUGGUGCCAAAGCUGGUAAUGCACCAUUAGCAGAAUUAAAGUUAUCUUAUAAUGCUAAAUAUAAUGACCUAGUAGAAGCUAUGCCGGAAUCAUUGAGAGCUCAAUAUCCAUGCUUUUCAAUAGCUCGACGUCCAUUAAAUUUUGAUGAUGAUAAAACAACAGUUCUAUCAGCUGCAUAUUGCGCUCGAUGUGGAUCAUCGAGAUUUAUCGAAUUGCCAAUAUGUCUAACAGCGCACGAAAGAAAACGCUAUGGGAAUGCUGGUCAUGUCCUACGUCCUAACCUUCCUGCUAAUAAUGCAAAUAAACUUUUGGAGAAAUUCAAAUGCUCAAAACUAACGAUGAAAAUGACCCCAUCCAAUGUAAGUCAAUCAUUUUCUGAUACAAAUUUAACAUUUACUUUCCCAAGCAACUGUGCUGAUAAAGAUGUUGUGAUUAAUGUUGAAUAUAUCAUGUCACCUGAUGUUAACACGACUAAUUUACCAGGAUGCAUCUGUCUUUUUCAAGCAUUUUAUGGUGCCAGAAAUCAUUUGACAGCUAUGCCGACAGUAGUGCUGAAUAAUCAACCGAAUUCUAUUCUAUAUAAUCUAGUACCAUCAUCAUUUUAUUGGUUUACUUAUCGAACACGAAAUACACGUCUAAUUUCAAUAGGAGAAACAUUACAUGCUUUUAUUCGUCAUGUCGAUAUUAUUCCUUCUCAAUUAACUCUGCCGCCAGAUUUGUUUCUGCGUGCUACCAAUGGAAAAUUAUUGUAUAAUCGUGAUAUUCCUGUUCCUUGUCGAUGUUUGAAAAUUCGUGAUCACAAUGAAGUUGUCUUUCCUCACAUAGCCUAUCAUGGAACAGAUAUAAAAGUUAUUGCAUCAAUUCUAAUGGAUGGACUUGUUAUGGCAAGUACGGUUGUUUCUAGUGGAUAUCGUGUUUGUCCGCCACCGAAUCAUAUCAGUCGACAAGCAGAAGUUUUCGGUAUCAAAGAUUUUGCAAAUGGAAUAUUCGUAACACCAAGUAUACAUUAUUGUUCAGAUCCAGCAUAUGCCGUCACAUUUACGCACGAUGAUGAACGUCUUAUAGUCGUAUUGGAAUGCGCGGUUAAAAAUACAUUUGGACGUUUUCCAAGCACUGUAACAACUUACACCGCUCAUGAAGGUGAUAAUUUAAAAGAAAUCGAAUGGCGUUUGACAAAUACAGCAGACAUCGAUAUCCUAUCUGUACUUUUCAUUCCUGUGGUAAAAUCAAAAGAAGAAGAAGCGAAAUUGAGAGCCAAGAAAUUAGGUGAUAGACCAAAAUAG
Rotaria sordida is the source of this 2679-nucleotide messenger RNA. The record is from the annotation of a GenBank genome assembly. Lineage: Eukaryota; Metazoa; Rotifera; Eurotatoria; Philodinida; Philodinidae.